Tachysurus vachellii is the source of this 1636-nucleotide messenger RNA. RefSeq lists its product as uncharacterized. The record is from RefSeq and is a predicted model, not a curated record. The coding region runs from base 256 to 966 and encodes 236 amino acids. NCBI's taxonomy places the organism in Eukaryota, Metazoa, Chordata, Actinopteri, Siluriformes, Bagridae. The transcript has 5 exons.
UAGAGAACAUGACUGUACACCUUCUGGUCUGGGAAUCUAACUGUGAUGUCAUACAUGAAUUAAUCUGACAUUAAUGUGACUGAUGUUAGAGUGAGUUUUGAAGUGGGGAUGAGGGAGGAAAAGAGUAGCUGUGGUUAUAACUAUAUUGUAGACUUCCGCACACUUCUGCAUCUGAACUUGAACAGAAGUGUUUCCUGACUUAAACACACUUACUGCAGUGUGUCUCGAGCGUCUGGACAUCGUUCAUCUGUCAGCAUGAGGAUCUUAGUGCUUCAGUUUUAUCUACUUGUGUUCUGUGGAGCUGCUGAAUUUUUCACAGAGAAGUCUGUAGAUUUGGGACAAAAUGUGACUCUAAAGUGUGAAGUGUCUGUACAUGAUGUGUACUGGUUCCUGAUGAAGGUGUCAGAACCUCCAGUGUUUAUAUUACGCUCUUACUCCCGUAUUUCCCUGGCAGCAGAUUACAGUAACACAACCUUCAACAAGAGAUUCUCACUGCAGUAUAACAGCAGUUUAUUUAUACACAAUAUCAGUACUAAUGAAUUAGGAGUCUAUUAUUGUAUUCAUACUCAAAAAGGUUCACCUCCAAACAUCAGCCGUGGAAUCAGACUUUACAUCCACAGUCACUCAGCUGAGAAUCAGACAUGUAACACUGAGUGUCUGCAGAAUCAGACAGGCGGCGUAUCUACAGGAUCCGAGGUCCAGACGAGUCUCAUCAUCUCAGUAAUAAUGAACUGUGUUCUGGUCAUUACAGGUGUCACAGUUUUUACAGUUCAGCGCUGCAGAAGAUCUCCAAAAACUCAGACACAACCUCCUGGUUCAUCACAGCAGCAACAAGACAACGGCAACCCCGUGUACUCUGAGGUGCAGUUCCCUGUGACGACCAAACCCACCAGGACGUCUGACCAGAACUGCACGUACGCUCUUGUAAAACAGCGAACACAUGACCCCGGCAUGACCCCGGUGUGACCCCACAGACUACACAUUUCAUCACACUGUAGAAAGUGAAACGUUCUGAUCAUUUCUGGUGCACUCAUGCUGCCAAGUGGGUGGAAACUUCUCCAUUCCAGCUAACCGCCAUGAGUCCUGUGCAUCUAUAUAUAACCUGCAGAAUCAGUGUUCUAGAUUUAACAAGUAAAUGUAGUGGAACUCAUUUAAUCAUAUGAUGAUUUUUUUUUUUUUUUUGCAUUAACUGGAAAAGCUGAGGGGGCACAGUGGCUUAGUGGUUAGCACGUUCGCCUCACACCUCCAGGGUCGGGGUUCGAUUCCCGCCUCCACCUUGUGUGUGUGGAGUUUGCAUGUUCUCCCCGUGCCUCGGGGGUUUCCUCCGGGUACUCCGGUUUCCUCCCCCGGUCCAAAGACAUGCAUGGUAGGUUGAUUGGCAUCUCUGGAAAAUUGUCCCUAGUGUGUGAUUGCCUGAGUGAAUGAGAGUGUGUGUGUGUGUGUGCCCUGCGAUGGGUUGGCACUCCGUCCAGGGUGUAUCCUGCCUUGAUGCCCGAUGACGCCUGAGAUAGGCACAGGCUCCCCGUGACCCGAGGUAGUUCGGAUAAGCGGUAGAAGAUGAAUGAAUGAAUGAAUGGAAAAGCUGAAAUCUAAGAUGAAAAAUCCUUUGGCUCUUUGCUACAUUUAUGUAAAUUUA